GGUGUGUGUUCAUACUGUGAGACCCUAAGGACUAAGGUCUGACUUUUAUCAAACCCUCAUCUUUUUUUCUCCCCCCUGAUUCUUUGACGACAAUGUGUACCUAAAAGAUUUUUUUUUCCCCCUCCCCUACUUUCCUUCCUUUAACAAAAAGCAUUCCAUUGGAAAUUCUUGAAACCUUCCUGAGUCAUCGAACGAAAUACAACUGAUAUUUUCUUUUUUUUUUCUUCAAAUCUAUAAACCAAUCAGUUUCAUGGACGUUAGUAUUUCUAUCCAAUAACGAAGAAUUAUGGUAUCUUUUAAAGAAAAAAAAAAGUAAAAAAAAAACUGAUUGGCUAUGCAAAAGAAUAAACGCAGUAUGGAAUGUGGAAGGGGUGGGUGAGUAUAAGUAGAAGGAAAAUAGACAAAAUCUGGAAACAGCGAUCACAUUUUAUCCAGACAGCACUUACGUUAGUUUGGAAAAGUCUCCCUUCACGUUUAAAAUUGUUUUGUUUAAUUUUGCAAAGUAGUUUUGUUAAUUUGAAUUUGGUUAUUUUAUUAAAUAUUAUUCGUGGGUCAUCUGUACGAACUAGUAUUGAAAAAACACCAGGGUCUUGAGAAGGACGAAUUCUGACGAUACUUUCGUGAUCGAGAACAGUAGAAGAAAUAUGGAUGCAAUGAAGACAGGCUGGUUCAGCGAGAUAAACGACUUUUGGCCUGGUGUAUCCUUGUCCCUCGAAGUUGAAAAGACGUUACAUCAAGGAAGAUCGCAAUAUCAGGACGUAUUGGUGUUGCAAACAAAAAGUUAUGGGAAAGCUUUGAUACUCGAUGGUAUAAUUCAAUGUACAGAAAAGGAUGAAUUUGCUUAUCAAGAGAUGAUAGCUUUCAUUCCUUUGUGUAGUCACCCUAAUCCAAAGAACGUUUUAAUAGUUGGUGGAGGUGAUGGUGGUGUUGCAAGGGAAGUUGCCAAACAUCCAGGUGUUGAAAGAAUAGUACAAAUUGAGAUUGAUUCUAUGGUAAUUGAUGUUUCGAAAAAGUAUUUACCCUUUAUGGGGGUUGGAUUUGAUAAUCCUAAACUUACGUUAAACGUAGGAGAUGGGUUUGAAUUUAUGAAACAACAUUCAAAUGAAUUCGACGUUAUUAUUACAGACAGUAGCGAUCCAAUUGGUCCAGCAGAAUGCCUAUUUCAAGAAUCCUAUUUUAAUUUAAUGAAAACAGCAUUGAGACCAGGUGGUAUAGUUUGUAGUCAAGCAGGUACUGCAUGGAUGAACUUGGAUCACGUAGUUCAAACUUUAAAACAUUGCAAAUCUGCUUUCCCAGUAGUAGAUUAUUGUAUCGCUUCAGUACCAUCUUAUCCAACAGGACAAAUUGGUUUUGUAUUAGGUGGACUUGGUACAGAAAUGAAUUUCAAAGUACCAACGAGGAUAUUUGAGGAAGAACAAUUAGAUGAAAUGAAUUUAAGGUAUUACAAUUCAGAAAUACACAAAUCGGCAUUCGUAUUACCAAGGUUUGUCGAAAAAUCAUUGAAACCGUACAGGACGACGUGAACGAGAUUAUCAUUUGUUUUUUUUCUAUUCACCAGUUUUGUUUUUUUUUUUUAUUGAUUUUAAAAUCUUCAAGAUAUGUUUCUAUUUGUAUUUGACACUAUCGAUAAUUGCAAUAUUACAACAGUAUGAGAAACAAAAAACCACACAUCAAACGAAAUCACCGAGUUUCGUAUUUUAUAAAUGAAAUUUAAAAACAAAACAAAACAAAAAAGUUAACUAUGAA
Molecule: messenger RNA, 1746 nt
Organism: Polistes dominula (European paper wasp)
Lineage: Eukaryota; Metazoa; Arthropoda; Insecta; Hymenoptera; Vespidae
Gene: SpdS
Product: Spermidine Synthase
Biological process (GO): spermidine biosynthetic process
Cellular component (GO): cytosol
Molecular function (GO): spermidine synthase activity
Source: RefSeq, a predicted model, not a curated record